AUAGAUUUUUCUUGCAUCAUGAGAGAUGAAAUUGCAACGGCAGUUUUCUUUGUCACAAGAUUGGUGAAAAAACAUGAUAAACUGAAUAAACAGCAAAUAGAAGACUUUGCAGAAAAGCUGAUGACAAUAUUGUUUGAAACAUACAGAAGUCACUGGCACUCUGAUUGCCCUUCUAAGGGGCAAGGCUUCCGGUGUAUCAGGAUAAACAACUAUCAGAAUAAAGAUCCCAUUCUAGAAAAGGCUUGUGCUGAGAGUAAUGUGGAUUUUUCUCAACUGGGCCUUCCAAAGGAGAUGACUAUAUGGAUAGAUCCCUUUGAAGUGUGCUGUAGGUAUGGUGAGAAGAACCAUCCAUUUACAAUUGCUUCUUUUAGAGGCAGAUGCGAGGAAUGGGAACUGUAUCGGCAAAUCAGUCACGCUGUUAAUAGAGCCUCAGUAGACUACUCCUCUGCCACGUCCUCUGAUGAAGAAAGUUGUAGCAAGGAACUUCGCAUCAUUCCUAAAGUCAGCAAUCCGAAGAGCAUUUAUCAGGUUGAAAACUUGAAACAUCCCUUUCAAUCUUGGUUCCAAAUUUCCCGCAAAAAGAAUGUGGCAGAUGGCCGUGUGGGCCUCCUGGGAAGUACUUUUCAAGCUGUGCACAAGCAGCCUAAGUGUCACAGGACUGCUGUGGGCCGGGUGGACAGAAUUUUAUAACCUGCAUCUGGGAAUGGGGAUUUGUAGCACCUGAUAAAAGAAGGUGCCUUGGAAGGCAUUGCCGGAGGCUUCCAUGGCAGGAAGAUGGGAAGCAAUCUGCAGGGUGAUUUCUGGAGCCUGAAAAGAAUGAAGGACAAACAAAAGCAA
Otolemur garnettii (small-eared galago) is the source of this 837-nucleotide messenger RNA. RefSeq names its product BTG anti-proliferation factor 4 (gene BTG4). The transcript is spliced from 5 exons. Gene Ontology annotation, biological process: negative regulation of mitotic cell cycle; negative regulation of cell population proliferation. Lineage: Eukaryota; Metazoa; Chordata; Mammalia; Primates; Galagidae. The record is from RefSeq and is a predicted model, not a curated record. Gene Ontology annotation, cellular component: cytoplasm; nucleus. The coding region runs from base 19 to 690 and encodes 223 amino acids.